Molecule: messenger RNA, 954 nt
Organism: Punica granatum (pomegranate)
Lineage: Eukaryota; Viridiplantae; Streptophyta; Magnoliopsida; Myrtales; Lythraceae
Source: RefSeq, a predicted model, not a curated record
AUGACGUCUAGUACCUUUUGGUUCCGAGAGGAAACGGAACUUUUUGAUGCACUUACGGGCUGCAACCUUCUGAAACUCGAGCUGAAGAAUGCCUGGCUCUCAGUAGACGGCCUCACUCCACUGCCAAAGCUCAAGUGUCUUGAGUUCAUAAGACUCGACGAUGAAGACUUGAACAAGAUCAACACUUGCUUUCCUUCUCUGCAAGUUCUGAAUUUAUUAGGUGUUGGAGGGCUCAAGGAUCCGAGGAUCCAGCUCUUGCAUUUUAACUCCUGUCAAUGGACCGUCUCGAAUGUUCUCCUCACUCUCUCCAUCUUUGCUCCAAACCUUGAAAAACUCAAAUUGAGGUGCAUAAAGCCAAGUCCUCUCGUCCUUGAAGCCCCUGAUUUCAACCUCUCCAUUGUCCAAGCAAAAUUCAUAGAAGUGGGCUGUCUUAGUAAUCUCAGAAGUCUACAGCUAAGCUCUCCGAAUCUAUGCAGCCUUAUGGAGGCCUUUUCAUGUGCUGAAGCAGUCGAGAAUCUGACCGUGAACUCACAGUGGACCAGAGACUCAAAUACUGGGGGAAUUAUGACUGCAAAAACUGACCCUCAUAUGCUGUUUGAGAGUUUCCCUAGCAUGACUACCCUGACAGUGGGCCCCCGGGCUUGGUUAGAUCUCGAGCUCUGCAAUUUGAGGGAGCUCACGAUCCCCGUGCAUGAGGAUGAUGAUCCGAAGUUGGUUAAAAACGCUAUACUGAGGUUGAGCAGUCAUUAUUCACUGGUGAGGUGGAAAUUGGGGAGUUGGGAGGAAGUUGACGAGGCGGCAUUCAAUCCUUCUGGGUGGGAGAUAGUCGUUCAAUCUCAGGAGGAUGGACUGACUGGUCAGAAUACAUUAUUGCAGCACGGAUUUUGUCAAGAUAAAGAUUGUAUAGUGGGUGAAUCUGUAGAUUCACUUGUGAGAGUGCAGUUCUCUUUGUGA